This is a messenger RNA of Drosophila innubila, 591 nucleotides long. RefSeq lists its product as uncharacterized. The record is from RefSeq and is a predicted model, not a curated record. The transcript is spliced from 2 exons. The coding region runs from base 28 to 324 and encodes 98 amino acids. Lineage: Eukaryota; Metazoa; Arthropoda; Insecta; Diptera; Drosophilidae.
AGUUCUAUACAUCAGUAUAUAUUCGUCAUGCGAACGCUACACAUCUUGUUAAUAUUGGCUCUGCUGAUCUUGGGCAUUAGUGGUGCUCCUGCUCCCGCUCCCGAGAGAAAUCGACGUCAGAUUGAUCUGACACUAUCGGCGGAUCACAAUGACAAGGAUAAAGAGACGGAGCUGGCACUGGAGGCCAUUGCGGGCUUGUGGAGCAGCACCGAUAACAGAACCAAGAUUGAUGGCUCCGCGAGAGUUGUGCAUCGUGCAUCGAGUGGAAUGCAAACGGGUUCGGAACAGGAUUGGCGUCUGGGCGUGCGUAUCGUGUUCACCUAAAGGACUACAAUUUAAUUAAACUUAAUUCAAUAAUUGCGUGAUGUGCUGAUGUCAAGGAAUAUGUCAACAAAAACUCGUUAAUAAUUGUAAGCAUGCUAAAAUAAUAAAAGAUAGCGACAACUCGUGCUUCUGUCAUACUGUUAUACUUCUGCUGUUGUCGCUACCUCUUAUUAUUGUAUCAUGAUUGUGAUAGCAUUUUGACCUUUUUGUCGUCGUCUCUCUUUAUUUAACAGACUUUAUGCUUAAAUAAAUACAACAAAUUCACAA